CUAUUCUGUGCUUGUGGUCUUUUUUUGUUUAUUCCUUGUUUCCACACACUUUCUUUCGUUUCUCUCUACAAGAAGUUUCUAGAAUGAGAUAAGCACAACCGCCGCUCGUCGCCACAAAGCCGCUGCUGGUUUUUUUCUGUUGCAUAUUUUGAUUUUUUUGCAUCUGAUUUUGGCUCAUCUGGUGGUUCCUGAUGGAGUUCGUUGAUAUCGGGGGAAAGUAAUCGGUGUUUUAGAUUUAAAGAUGCAGUUAUUGAUUUGAGAUGCUAUUUUUGGAGUUUUUUGCUUCUGAGUUCUAGGGUUUGAAUCUGGAUUAUGAGCGGAGAGUCAUUGGUAGGCGGCGGCGGAGAGCCGCAGAAGUCAAAUCCGACGCCAUUUUUGACGAAAACUUAUCAGUUAGUGGACGAUCCAAGCGUGGAUGAAUUGAUCUCGUGGAACGAAGACGGAACCUCCUUCAUCGUGUGGCGUCCUGCAGAGUUCGCUAGAGAUUUACUGCCUAAAUACUUCAAACACAAUAAUUUCUCCAGCUUUGUUCGUCAACUCAACACUUAUGGAUUCCGGAAAGUAGUUCCCGAUCGAUGGGAAUUCUCUAACGAUUGUUUUCAAAGAGGUGAAAGAGGACUAUUGAGAGACAUUCAACGCCGGAAACUCUCCGCCGGAGCGACGUCGCCGUCGCCAGCGGCGUCACCCAACACAGCAGCUGCAGCAGUAACAAUCGCGGCGCCACCGCCGCCGCCAACCGCUAUCCAAAUUUCCCCGUCGAAUUCCGGCGACGAGCAAGUCCUCUCUUCCAACUCACCGCCGCCGUCCACGGCGGCGCUCCGGAGCUGCACGUCGGCGCCGGGUAUUCUGGAGGAGAACGACCGGCUACGAAGGGAGAACUCGCAGCUUAGCCAGGAAUUGGAUCGAUUGAGGAGCAUGUGCAGUAACAUAUACAGUAUGAUGUCUAAUUACGCGUCGCCGAAUCAAGGCGAGGCGAGCACGAACGCGGCGGAGGGAGGAGCGUCGGAUCUGACGCAGGCGGCGGCGGAGGGCGGCGGCGGAAGGCCGCCGGAGGAGGAGGGGAUCUGGCCGAGGAUAUUUGGGGUUUCGAUAGGGGCGAAAAGGUUGAGGAAAAAUGGGGAGGAAGAUGUGAUGGUGUCUGAGCCGUCGGAUCCUGGGAGUGGUAAAAUCAACGAUCCUCCGUGGCUUGAUAAGUUGUGAGUUUCCUCCUUUUUAUUUUUUUAAAUAUUUUAUUUUAUUUUAUUUUAUUAUGAUAGACUUAAUUACUAUAUUUAUUUUAUUUAUUGUAAGAAUCUUAUUGGGACAUAUGGAACACAUGUUUUGGUCGUUGUUGUGACGGUGGAACGGGUUAGUUGCUGAUUA
Messenger RNA from Andrographis paniculata, 1362 nucleotides. Its product is annotated as heat stress transcription factor B-2b. Gene Ontology annotation, biological process: regulation of transcription by RNA polymerase II. The record is from RefSeq and is a predicted model, not a curated record. Gene Ontology annotation, molecular function: RNA polymerase II cis-regulatory region sequence-specific DNA binding; DNA-binding transcription factor activity. Gene Ontology annotation, cellular component: nucleus. Lineage: Eukaryota; Viridiplantae; Streptophyta; Magnoliopsida; Lamiales; Acanthaceae. The coding region runs from base 313 to 1200 and encodes 295 amino acids. The transcript is spliced from 3 exons.